Molecule: messenger RNA, 3228 nt
Organism: Metarhizium album ARSEF 1941
Lineage: Eukaryota; Fungi; Ascomycota; Sordariomycetes; Hypocreales; Clavicipitaceae
Product: Protein synthesis factor, GTP-binding protein
Exons: 2
Coding region: 1-3228 (1075 amino acids)
Biological process (GO): cytosolic ribosome assembly
Cellular component (GO): ribonucleoprotein complex; cytosol
Molecular function (GO): GTP binding; ribosome binding; GTPase activity
Source: RefSeq, a predicted model, not a curated record
AUGCCCGUUGUCACACCAGAAAAGUUGGCAAGCCUGCAAAGGAAGUCCAAAGACAUUAGAAAUAUUUGUAUCUUGGCCCAUGUUGAUCAUGGCAAAACCUCGCUCACAGAUGCGCUGCUCGCCACAAACGGCAUCAUCUCGCCCAAACUUGCCGGCAAGAUUCGAUACCUCGAUUCACGGCCAGACGAACAGCUCCGAGGCAUUACCAUGGAGUCGUCGGCCAUCUCAUUAUACUUUUCCAUGCUGAGACGAUCUUCAUCCGAAGUCGCUCCCGAGGCCAAGGAGUAUCUUAUCAAUCUGAUCGAUUCUCCUGGGCACAUUGACUUCAGCAGCGAAGUGUCUACCGCCUCGCGACUUUGCGACGGUGCCGUGGUAUUAGUGGACGCGGUCGAGGGCGUUUGCAGUCAAACGGUCACAGUCCUGCGGCAGACCUGGACCGAAAAGCUGAAGCCGCUGUUGGUCAUCAACAAGAUGGACAGGUUGGUGACAGAGCUAAAGAUGACCCCUGUCGAGGCCUACGUGCAUCUGAGCAAGCUGCUGGAGCAAGUCAAUGCUGUUCUGGGAAGCUUCUUUCAGGGCGAGCGUAUGGAGGAAGAUCUCAAUUGGAGAGAUAGGAUGGAGGAAAGAGUGAGUGCGGCAGCUGCAGUCAAAGCAGCAGCAGGUGAUGAUUUCUCUUCAGACUCCGGCGAACUGCAGUUUGAGGAGCGCGACGACCAAGAUAUAUACUUUGCUCCGGAAAAGAACAAUGUCAUCUUCAGCAGUGCCACUGACGGAUGGGCAUUUACUUGUCGGCAAUUUGCCAGCUUAUACGAAAAGAAACUCGGCAUCAAACGCGGGCUGAUGGAAAAACUUUUAUGGGGCAACUUCUACCUCGAUCCAAAGACGAAGAAAAUCCUGGGCCCGAAACACUUGAAGGGUCGAAACCUCAAGCCCAUGUUUGUGCAGCUAGUGUUGGAGCCCGUAUGGACAGUCUACCAGGCAACAUGCGGCGGCGACAAUGGCAAGGGCGACCCAGCUCUGCUGGAAAAGGUCACCAAAUCGUUGAACUUGACUAUUUCGCCACACGUCGUUCGAGCACGUGAUCCGAGACUACUAUUGACAGCCGUGUUUGCUUCGUGGCUACCGCUGUCCACAGCAUUACUCGUCUCUGUUGUCGAGACCUUACCGUCGCCACCUGCUGCCCAGGCAGAGCGAGUCUUGGAUCUCAUUGAGCAGUCGCCUGGCUCAGAAUUUGUCGAAAAGUCUAUAAAGGAAGCCAUGCUGUCGCUUAAACACGAAAAGUCGGACCCCGUAGUUGUCUAUGUCAGCAAAAUGGUUUCGAUCCCGGAAAGCGAGCUGCCAGAGAACAAGCGAAAGCCCGGACAGAUGAGCGGCGAGGAGGCUAGAGAGUUGGCACGCAGAAAGCGAGCCGAGGCUGCCAGAGUAGCGCAAGAAGCAAACGGAGAUGUCCUGAGGGAUCUGGCGGGGGCUUUGGACAAGGCCGAUAUCAGUGACGCUGGGGUGGAAGAACAAAAGGCAGACCCCGAACAUUUAAUUGGAUUUGCACGAAUUUACUCUGGGACUCUAUCAGUCGGCGACAGGUUGUACGUCAUUCCCCCAAAAUGGUCACCAGCAGAUCCAAAAGCAGAGCCGCAGCCACAAGAGGUGACAGUCACGGCGCUGUACUUGCUCAUGGGAAGGAACUUGGAGGCAUUGGACUCGGUACCUGCGGGCGUCGUCUUCGGCAUCGGUGGUCUGGAGGGCAAGAUUCUCAAGUCGGGGACUCUGUGCAGCAAGCUUGACGGAGCAGUCAACUUGGCGGGAGUCGGCGCGACCGGAAAGCCCAUUGUGAGGGUGGCACUGGAGCCGGUGAACCCAGCCGACCUGGACAAGAUGAUACACGGCCUGGAGCUUCUGGUGCAAAGCGACCCGUGUGCCGAGUACGAGCAGUUUGGAAACGGCGAGCACGUGUUGCUGACCGCUGGCGAGCUGCACCUGGAACGUUGUCUUGGCGAUCUCAAGGAGAGAUUUGCGCGAUGCGAUAUUCAGGCUGGAGAAGCCAUUGUUCCUUACAGGGAGACGAUUGUGCGAGCGGAAGAGAUGAGACCGCCGGUGAACAAAGACCUCGGCCGAGGCGCCGUGGUGGCCACCACGACUUCGAAACAAGUGACGAUAUCACUGCGAGUACGACCGCUCCCCUCAGAUGUCAGUGAUUUCUUGCUCAGAAACGCGAAUGCCAUCAAGCGCCUGUACACGGAAAGCAAACCCGGCGACAGCGGCGAGGAUCAGGAGGCGCAUACCACGACAGACGGCCAGGAGGACAAGAUUGUCGCCGACACGGCCGUCACGGCCGCCAACUCGCUAUCCGUCGAAGAGCUCAAGAAGCAGCUCCGAAAGCAGCUCGAGACAGGCAAGGGCCGCGAGGUCUGGAAGAACCGAGUCGAGACUAUCGCGGCAUUUGGUCCCAGAAGAACAGGCCCCAACCUGCUCAUCGACGCCACCAACAAGGGCAUCCUCACAAGAGCGUUUGGAGGCAACGAAGCCAAGCAGCAGCAGCCGCGGCCAAGUGCUCCUCGCGCCGGCGAGGCCCGCCUCCACGCCAGCGACCUAUCCGACAAGAUCACGUACGCCUUCCAGCUGGCCACGGCCCAGGGCCCCCUCUGCAACGAGCCGAUGCAGGGGGUAGCCGUCUUUAUCGAAGACGUAUUGCUCGACAUCGCAGAGGACGACAUCCCAGCCCGCGACAAGCUCAGCCGGCUCACGAGCGAAAUCAUCAAGACGCUCCGGGCUUCCGUGCAGGCAGGCUUCCUCGACUGGUCGCCGCGGCUCAUGCUCGCCAUGUACAGCGUGGAAAUCCAGGCGUCGACCGAGGUGCUCGGCCGCGUGUACGACGUGCUCACGCGGCGGCGCGGGAGGGUGGUGGCCGAGACGAUGAAGGAGGGCACGCCCUUCUUCACGGUGCAGGCGGUCCUCCCCGUCGCCGAGAGCUUCGGGUUCGCCGACGAGAUGCGCAAGCGGACCAGCGGCGCCGCCCAGCCACAGCUCGUCUUUGCGGGCUUCGAGGUCCUCGACCAGGACCCCUUCUGGGUGCCCUUUACCGAAGACGACCUCGAGGACCUGGGCGAGCUGGCUGACAGGGAGAACGUCGCCAAGAGGCACAUGGACCGCGUGAGGCGCAAGAAGGGCCUCUUGGUGGAGGGCAGGAAUGUGGCCACGGACGCGGAGAAGCAGAGGACAAUGAAGCGGUAG